Molecule: messenger RNA, 4379 nt
Organism: Taeniopygia guttata (zebra finch)
Lineage: Eukaryota; Metazoa; Chordata; Aves; Passeriformes; Estrildidae
Gene: SCARF1
Product: scavenger receptor class F member 1
Biological process (GO): heterophilic cell-cell adhesion; dendrite development; neuron remodeling
Cellular component (GO): membrane
Molecular function (GO): scavenger receptor activity; low-density lipoprotein particle binding
Source: RefSeq, a predicted model, not a curated record
GGCUGUGCUGAGCCCCUGGAUGCCCCUUUCUGUGGCAGGGUGGUAGCCAGGGCCAAAAAUAGCCCAGGCAGCAGCAGCAGCAUUCCCUGCUCCCCUCCCCGCCGCACCCCUGACGUCUGGAUCGGGGCGCCUCCUCCCGCAUUUCCUCAGGAAGAAACCCAAGGCUGGAGGGAGGAAAAGGCCGCCCCACGGGUGGGACAGCACAGAGGGACACCAGCGUGGGGCUGGGGAGCCACCAGGACUGGGGCCCUGGUGCCCUGCUGGAAUGGAGAGCGCCCGGCCCAUCCUCUGCCUCCAGCUGUGGCUGUGGGUGCAGAGCUCUGCCCAGGAGCUCGACCCCGAGGGCAGGAACGUCUGCAGGUUCCCGGCCGGCCCGGCGUGCUGUCCCGGCUGGAGGCAGGACGGGAGGGCGUGCACGGUCGCCGUGUGCGAGGGGGAGGACGCCUGCAGAGAGGGCGAGGUGUGCCUGAAACCCGGGCUGUGCCGCUGCAAACCCGGCUUCUUCGGAGCAGACUGCAGCUCCCGCUGCCCCGAGCAGUACUGGGGCCACGACUGCAAGCGGAGCUGCCCGUGCCACCCCAACGGGAGCUGCGACCCCGUCAGCGGCCACUGCACCUGCGACCCCAACCACUGGGGAGGGCUCUGCCAGUUCCCCUGCCAGUGCGGCCCCCACGGCCGCUGCGACCCCCUGACCGGGCUGUGCCGCUGCGAGCCGGGCUGGUGGGCACCAAACUGCAGGAAGCAAUGCCAGUGCAACCCCUCCACCUCGCACUGCGACCCCCUGACCGGGCUGUGCCGCUGCCUGCCGGGCUGGUGGGGCAGGAGGUGCAGCUUCAAGUGCUCCUGCAACGUCUCGCCCUGCGCGCAGGAGACGGGCAAGUGCGAGUGCCUGCCCGGAUUUUGGGGACCGGCGUGCCAGAGGCGCUGCGACUGCGGGCACGGCUCCUGCAGCCCUGCCAGCGGCCACUGCACCUGCGAGCCCGGCUACCAGGGCAGGAGCUGCCGGGACCCCUGUCCCGCAGGGAAAUACGGGUCUCAGUGCGUGCACAGCUGUGGGAGCUGCAAGCGCAGCCAGCCCUGCUCACCCGUGGAUGGUUUCUGCCUGGCCUGCCAGCCCGGCUGGAACGGGACCCUCUGCAAGGAUCCCUGUGCUCCUGGAUUCCAUGGGGAUGGCUGCCUCCAGCCGUGUCCCCGCUGCCAGCACGGGGAGCCCUGUGACCCCCAGACCGGGUCCUGCCUGCGCUGUGACCCCGGCUGGAUGGGACCCAGCUGCAACAACUCCUGCCCCGUGGGCACCUUUGGUGAUGGCUGCCAGUUCCUCUGCCCUGAGUGUGUUUCGGGGAGCUGUGACCCUGUGACAGGAGUUUGCAUCUGCCAGGCAGGCUACUGGGGAGACAGCUGCAAUGACACCUGUCCUGAGGGGUAUUUUGGAGUGAAUUGUUCCUCACCCUGCCAGUGCUCCCGGGGAACCUGCGACGCCGUGCAGGGUGACUGUGUGCUGAGUUUGAAGGACCAUGGAACCCUUGCAGCCGCCAUCCUUGUCCCUCUCCUGCUGCUGCUGCUCUGUGUUGCCUGCUGCUGCUGUGGUGCUGGCUCAGCAGAUGCCAGAGACAGGGCGGCUGUGCCAGAUGAUGAUGUGGUGGCCAGGAUGAAGCACCAUGUGCAGGGGGUGUUGGCCAACCUCAGUGCUCUCAUGCCCUGCUUUAACCUGGGGACCUCGAAACUUCCCAAAGUCACAGUUUCCCAUCACGACGUGGAAAUCCCCUACAACCCCAGUUUUAUCGAGCCACCAUCAUCUGCGUGGGUUUCAGACAGCUCCUUCUCCUCCUUUGACACCGACAACGAGGGACCGGAGUACUCCGUCCCUCCCAGAGAAGGCAUCCCGCUGCUGGGCGGUGCUGAGCUGCAGGAUGGGGCAUCUCCCCCUGGCCAGGCACUCCCAGAUCCGUCAGCCUUCGACUCCGAGGAUGUCUCGCAGCCCUUCGCCAUCCCCCGCACCUCCAGCAUCGCCAAGGCCAAGCGACCCUCCGUGUCCUUCGCCGAGGGGACGAAAUUCGGGGCGGCCGAGACGCCCAGCCCCAGCAGGAAGCCCAAGGCCCCGUGGGGCCCAUCCAGGCUGACCCCACCGCCGGGGGAUGUGGCGGCCGAGCCCCCCAGCGAGCGCCCCGCCAGCGAUUGCUACGAGAACCCCGAGCCCCUCAGCAAGGGGGACGAAAGCCACCGGCCAUCGCCACGGGCCACGCCGGGGGGACGCCGCAGGAUGGUGUCCAGCACCAGGCAUGUGGCCCAGAGAGUGGAGGCGCUGGAAGCAGCUGCGAAAUCUGGCAGCUGGGAGGCGAAGGGGAAGAAGGAACACAAUGUCACCACCAUCUACAUGAUGGUGGGAACGGCCGGGCAGGACCCCAAGGCGGAGGGGAGUGGUGAGGGACCGGUCCAGGCUGUGCUGAAGCGUCUGGGCAGCUUGCAGAGGGGCAAGUGGGCUGCGAAGGAGGAGCCCAAGGCGAGGAGGAGCAUGGAGGCCAUCCAGAAACCUCCUCGCCGGGCUCUGGCGCAGCGCAGGGACUCGGAGAACAGCAGCAAGCAGAGGGAGAGUGUGCCGGGGGCUCCUGCCGAGUCAGCCCCUGGCAGGCAGCAGCAUCCCGCUGCCAAGAGACUGUCCCUCCUCCUGGCAUCUCUCUCGUCAAAAAACACCGGUGCCCAGGACGGGGCCAGCGAAACCCUAGGUGCCACAGAGAAGGGCAAAAGCCCGGAGUUAGCUGGCAGCCUCGAAAGGAAGGGUCAGGCUGCCGCGGAGGAAGAGCCGAAAUACGAGAACGUGGCCGGCAGCGGGGCUGAUUCGCCCUCCGGGCCCGGCAAGGAGCUGCCGGCCGCCCCUCCGGCCACCUGAGCCGGUACCGCCCGGGCUGGGACCGCGGGAGCCGCCGGGCUCCUCCUGCCCCAGCCCGGGGCAGCCGAGGGCCGGCUCCGAGCCGUGAACUGGAGAAGCUUUGAGCCUUCCCGGGGACCUCCUCUGCUCUGGAGCCUCGCUGGGGCCACAGCGGGGACAGCCUGUGGGGUUGUGGUGCUUGAGGGCUGUUUUCUGCUCCUCCCUGCCCUACCAGCCCCGCUUGUGUCUGCACAGCCCCGGGGGACAGCGAUGCUCUGGAUGCUGUGGUGGCACACUCAAGUCCCUGUCACCACUAGGGAUGUACCCAAUGCGGGGCUGCUGAGUGCUCAGCUGGGAAAUGCAUGCACAAAAUCCAGUCUCACCCCGUCGGUUUUCACCUUUCCCAGUUCCAGUGAUGUAGCUCAGAGCCUCUUGCUGGAAAGGUGUUUCUCACUGAAGGGGAUUAUUUUGUAGAGCUGGGCUGAGGAGAGAUGAUGGGCUAUCAAAAGCAGCUUCAGAGAAAAUGAAUUUUAGCUGCUUAUCUCAAAGAGCAUCUGGGUCUGCAGGGGUUUAUCUGUGUGGCUCUGGCUUCUGUGGCAGGCCCUGGCUGCCUUUGCUUCCAUGUGGAAAAGCUCGUGGCAGGACACAGUGUGUAGUGACAGCCUUUUAAACUCCACACAGUUCCAAGCUUCAGUUGUGCAAACGUGGCAGCUGGGCAGUGACCAUCUACCUGUGCACCUGGCGCCGUGCUGAUAAGGAUGGAAGUUGCCUGGAAAAUGAGAUUUCCAGGGGUGCCCUAAGCUCCUGCCACCUCCCACGCCUCAUUCCUGCUGUGAAGGCAACUGAGAUGCCAAAAAGGAUUUGCAGAGUGAUCUGGUUUUAGAUGUAUCUAAGUAGUAGAAGGUUUUUGUGUAUUUUUUCUGUUAUUUCGCAUGGUGCGAAAGCCUUGGAAUGAAAAUUAAAUGCCCUUCAGGAGAUGGGUUUCCCAGUCACCCUUGCAGUCAAAGAUACUACCAGGAAUAUUCUCCAGAGUGUGGAAACUGUCAGCAGCCUCAGGCUUGUCGUUUGGGAGGGUUUUUUUAGGAGGGUUUUUUUAGAUUUUCUGGCUCUGUUGAAUUCUGAAUUCUCACUCACUGAGCUGAGCCCUGCGCAGAGCCCGAGACUGGAGUGCAGGAGAAAUGUGGGUGGGCUAUGAGUGUCCAGAGCCCCUCUGCUGCAGCCUGCACCUCACACAUCGUGUGCAGAGCUCCACACAAAUCCUUCAGCCGGGGUUCAGGGUUUGGGGUGUUUCAGAAAACACAGUGGGUUUUGCUUUUUCCCUUUUGCUUCCCAUGGGUGCUUCUCCAUAGCACAAGGCACCAAAUCCCCACGGUCUGAUGUGGCUGAAGUUUCCAGUUUUGCAACCAGCACGAAGCACCCUUUCCUGCAGUGGAAUCAUCUGCUGCUGUGAUUAUAACACCAAAUAUUCUGGCAUCCAAAUAAAACUGCUCAUCCUGGCAGGACUGGAGCAGCA